This is a messenger RNA of Necator americanus (New World hookworm), 258 nucleotides long. RefSeq lists its product as uncharacterized. The transcript has 3 exons. The record is from RefSeq and is a predicted model, not a curated record. Lineage: Eukaryota; Metazoa; Nematoda; Chromadorea; Rhabditida; Ancylostomatidae. Bases 1 to 258 code for a protein of 85 amino acids.
AUGUUAGAGGUGGAUAGCACAUCGAACGUAUUCAAGGAUAAGCAGGAAAAAGGCAUAACGGCAGCACAAAUGUACGGGAGUUCGAUGUUCCAUUGUCUACCAGUUGGCAGCAAUUCUGAAGACGCUCUUGCACUUGGCGCUAUGUGGGGGAGGGAGCGAGCAGUUAAAAUGCUGGAAGAUGCCGGAUUCUCCAACAUCACUGUAAAAUCUACACCACAGUUUGAGCAAAAUGUACUGUACGUAUGCAGUAAGGACUGA